UCUGGAUGCGAGCCUGACCCCUUUGAAGUCCCUCUAAUGAAGAGAGAGCCGCAUCUCUCCAACUUGAUAAGACAUCCCGAAACGGUCGGCGCAGAGUCCCGCGGAGAGUUUGCAGGCUAACGGCUUAAACACAAACUUUGACACUGUUCUCACUUUCUGGGAAAAAAGGCAGCUUUUGUGUAACCUUUUUACAAAGUGGGCUAAUCUAAUAUUAAGGAGGGAAAAGCUGUGCUGGCCUCGGGCGCUUGAGAUUUUUUGGACAGCCAAAGCAUGAAGAUUCAGUGGGUUUGCGUGUCUCUCCUGGGUUUCGCCUUAUUCUUUGGGGAAUAUCGAGGGUCUGAAGUGAAGUUCAGCCGGCUGGAUCGCUGGGUCAAGACCGGUUUUCAGUACUUGAAACUGAACCUGUGCCGGCGAGUGUCUUUGUCGGAGAGUGAGUGCAAACGAUUGUCUCACCUCCACCUAAGCUCCGUGGCCGUUUAUGUGUCUGAGUACAACUCGGAAAAAGUGUUGGCGAUCCUGCCCGAUUCUUACUCUGUCGAGGUUCCAGCGCCCAAACAGAACACUUAUUCCGUAGGUUCUGCCGUGAAGGACGGGAAGCGAAGUCAAGAGUUCUUCACCGGCGCAGCCACUCAUGAUGCCGUGCUUGUGCUGGACCCAAGUCCCGGAGAAAGUUUCGGACACCCGAUUGUGCUUUUCUACGUGGACUUUAACGUGACCAAGAAGAGAUGUGGACACAUGGAUGGAAUAUACCUGGGUGAGGAGUGUCUGACUCUGGCUCUGAAGACACGCUGUGUGAACCAACUGAAGCGCCAGCGUAGCCGUAGCGACCGCCUGGUGGGGCGCAGCCGCAUGCAGAGGGGUGCCAGCAUCGCUGCCUCGGGAGGGUCACGCCCGUCCAGGAUGGAGCGCAGCGGGGGCGUGUGCGAGAUCCACUUCCUGCCCCUGGUGGUUGGUGUCAGGGAUGGCAACCGAACCCAGCGGCUGCGAUGUGUGGAUCACCCGGACUUUGCUCCAUGCCCCCAGCCCCUGCCCCAGAUGGGCCCGAGUGUGCCGCUGUCCAGCUGUGAGCUCAGUAAGAACACGCGCCGCUGCCACCAGCAGAGCCUGGCCUCUCACCUGUCCUGCCGCCUCUACCAGACCUGCGACCACGCCGUGCUCCUGUCAGGUGGCUGGCAGGCCCAGAUCACAUACCAGCGCCAUGCUCAGAACCUGCAGCUCUUUCACAAGAUGCUACGCAAUAAUGGCUUCCAGAAGGACCACAUCAAAACGUUCUUCGCGGGGAACGGACAGAUCGCAGCUAAGGAGACGGAGGGCAUGUACCCAGCCACGGAGAAGGAGGCCAUUAGGAACCACAUCGCCUACAUCUGCCGCAAGCAGCACUGCGCGGACACCCUGGUGCUCUACCUCAACAGUCCCACCUGGAACGACGGAACCAUGCUGCUCUGGGACAGGAACCACAACGGCAUUGCGGAGCUGAAGGAGCGUUACUCGGUGGGCGAGCUGCUGGCCGACCUGGCAGGGUGCCGUGCACAGCGUGUGCUGCUGUUCGUGGAGCAGAGCUACAGCGGCGCCUUGAGCAAACGGCUGCGCAGUUCCAGGAAGCACCAGAAUGUGGCGCUGCUGAGCUCACUGCCCUGGGUGGCCGCUGCACAGGCCUGGGCCUCCCUGCUGCCCUCACAGUGCCUCAGAGACCACCUCACCAAGAGUGCUGCGAUGCCUCGUAUGAGCGAGUGGACUCUGGGGCUGCUGAACGUCACCCUGGUGGGGGCUCCGUGCAACGCCACGCCCCCUCUCACGGACGCCGAGAUGCGGAGAGAGUACAUGGGCUGCCAGAACCUGCCCACCGCCCUCUGGCACCAGGGUCAUCGCCGCGGCAACUGAGACCAGACCUGGAUGCCUGAUGAUUAAUACAUGACACACGUGACACAUCCACACACACUCACAUUUACUGACGUAUUCAAACAAAGUCACAUUUGAACUCAUACAAACGUUGGCACAUAUACAAACAGAGAGAUUAUAUACAUUCAUAGCACAACAGGCAUGUGUGUAGUUUCACACGCACACAUACACAGACAAGGCCAUACACACACUACACACUCAGUGGCACAUAUCAAAUCUUGACACACACACAUACCACACCAUAUCACAUUCCAAAACACACACACCAACAGCGACACACACACACACACAGUUCCUAUCAGUUAUGAAACUGUUUCUUCUCUUACGGCUUUCCUCUCUAGUCCCAGUCUUCCCUUUCCUAUAAACAUGUCUAGUUCUGGAUUAUAAAGGGACUUCUACAGCACUUCUAAGUCUAUCCCCCUCCACACACACACACACCCCUACUCCACCCCAAAACUGACCCUCUCUAAAGCCACCAGCCUGGGGGAAUGGGGGCACCAGAAGUUAGUGCUCUACCGAAACAUCUUCCACUCACAUGUACAGACAGGACAAACGCAGUGUAGCAUCUUCCACUCACCUGUGCAGACAGGACAAACGCAGUGUAGCAUCUUCCACUCAAGUGUUCCGUUAGUGUAGCGUCUGCUGCAACAGUUAGCUUCCACCAUAAUGGAAAUGGCUACACCAGACGUGAUAGCGGUGUGUACAUAAAAAAACAAAACAAAAAAAUUAUAUGCCGCGAAUGGAGCGCUUCAGUUGCAGGCCAGGUGUAGCCUGGGCCUAACACCACCACCCAGAGGGUAGAGAUGGCCAAAAGACCCUGAGCCUGGGCCUAACACCACCACCCAGAGGGUAGAGAUGGCCAAAAGACCCUGAGCCUGGGCCUAACACCACCACCCAGAGGGUAGAGAUGGCCCUGAGGGUAGAUCCCUGCUCAGUGGGCUGCGGGAUGUAUCUGCCCCCUUGUCGCACACGGUCCGGUUUCCGUCUUGGUUCUGUAGUCAGGAACGCACGUCCACUUCAGGACGCAGCACCGUCCUAUCACGCUCACGGACCACGGGGCAGCAGGACACCACGGACAGCCCCCCAAGAUAUGUGUGUGUAAAUGUGGGAGUGUGUUUGUGUGUGGGGGUAGUUGAAUGUGUGUGCAAAUGAGGGUACAUAUACUUGGAUGAACCACAUAUUCUAUGUAAGUGUCUGUGUGUGUUGUCCUCCGUCUGAACCUGUCCUCGUCUCUAGCGGUGAUGCCCAACCCCUCCCCCAAUGUUGGAGGUGCAGGAAGACAUGAGCCUCUCUCUGAGUACACCCUCUCUCUGCGUGCACACACACACACACAAACACACUUUCUCAGCACACACACUGAUGCAGUCUGGGAAAAGGUUCAAGAAGGGGACACCAGCAUCCUUGAGAGUGAGAGAG
Molecule: messenger RNA, 3315 nt
Organism: Alosa alosa (allis shad)
Lineage: Eukaryota; Metazoa; Chordata; Actinopteri; Clupeiformes; Clupeidae
Exons: 7
Coding region: 271-1881 (536 amino acids)
Source: RefSeq, a predicted model, not a curated record